AUGGGUGCUCUCUAUUUCCUCGCACACCCUAAUCAGCUUAGGGCCGUCAUUCAAUGGAAGCUAUGGCACGACCCCGUCCACAAGAGGGACCCUUCGACAGAGUCAGAGACCCUUAAAUCAUGCUUCGAGUUGCUUAACUUGACAAGCCGAAGCUUCUCGGCCGUCAUCCAAGAGCUCAACCCCGAGCUUCUUGUCCCCGUCGCUCUCUUUUACCUCGUCCUUCGCGGUCUCGACACAAUUGAGGAUGACAUGACGAUUGACAUCAAGAAGAAGGAGCCGUUGCUGCGCAACUUCAACAAGAACAUGGUCAUUGAUGGCUGGACGUUCACCGAGAGCGGUCCCAACGAGAAGGAUAGGGAGCUCCUUGUACGCUUCUCCGAUGUCGUCGUGGAGCUCAAGAAGAUCAAGCCUGAAUAUCUCGAAAUCAUCGACGACAUCACGAUCAAGAUGGGCAAUGGCAUGGCCGACUACGCACUCAAUGCCGAGUUCAACGCUAACGGCGUCAACACCAUCAAAGACUACGAGCUCUACUGCCACUACGUUGCCGGUCUCGUGGGCGACGGCCUUACCCGACUCUUUGUCAAGUCGGAACUCGCCAUCCCCAAGCUCCUCGAGAAGCCAAGCUUGACCGAGUCCAUGGGUCAGUUCCUCCAAAAGACAAACAUCAUCCGAGAUAUCCACGAGGAUUGGGAGGAUGGUCGCCGCUUCUGGCCCAAGCAGAUUUGGUCUCAGUACGUCGAGGACUACCCGGACCUUCUCAAGCCUGAGAACCGCGCGGUAGCCGUCAAGUGCCUCAAUCACAUGGUGCUCAACGCCCUCAAGCACUGCGAGGAGUGUCUCUUCUAUAUGGCCGCGAUCAAGGACCAGAGCGUCUUCAACUUUGUUGCCAUUCCCCAAAGCAUGGCCAUUGCGACUCUGGAACUCGUCUUCAACAACCCCAACGUGUUUGAGAGGAACGUCAAGAUCACCAAGGGCGACGCUUGCAGCCUCAUGUCCCAGUCCACACAAAACCUAAAGGUAGUGACCGAGGUGUUUAGGACCUACGUCCAGAGGAUACAUGCCAAGAACGACCCCAGGGACCCCAACUACGUCGCCAUCAGCUUGCAAUGCAGCCGCAUCGAGCAGUUCAUCGACACCAUCUUCCCUCCACAGACGGCCGAGCGGGCCAAGAAGCGAUACGAAAACGACCAAAUGGCGGAUACCCAGGGCAUGGACCUCAUGGACGGCGCCUUCCUGGUCGCCGUUGUAAUUGGCACAAUGUUGCUCAUCGCCGCUCUCAUGAUUGGUUUCGCCUUCCUGGCCAACCUCUUCUUUACCAAGUACUAUCCCGACGAGAGCGGCCCAUUAACCACGACCAUGGGACGCGACGAGUUGUAA
Messenger RNA from Parascedosporium putredinis, 1377 nucleotides. Lineage: Eukaryota; Fungi; Ascomycota; Sordariomycetes; Microascales; Microascaceae. The record is from the annotation of a GenBank genome assembly.